GUGAGUGGGAUCUUGCCGAACGCUCGUGUAAGCAUUUAGACUUUUAUCCUCGUUUCUGCGCGGAGUGCAAUAAAUGUUGUGUCAAUUCAUCAUUUCGGUGAGCACUUCUGUGAAAGUUUAAACAACUGGAUCAAAGUUAAGGUUAAGCAGUUUGUCUUAAGAAUAGAUGGUGCUAAAGGUGUGAAUGUUACAAAAUGAACACGACAACCGUUGUGACUGAGACAAACACAUUACAAUGGCAAGACUACCUUGUGAUCGCCGCGGUUAUGUUGGUCUCCGUCAUCAUAGGAAUUUAUUAUCGAUUCAGCGGUGGUAAACAACGUACAGCGUCGGAGUACUUCUCCGCGGAGAACUCGAUGGGCGCUCUACCCCUCGCGAUAGCCUUGAUGGCUUCCCAUAUAUCGGCAAUUACCAUGCUCGGAAUCAGCGGGGAAUCUUACAUCACCGGCGCGUUCGUCGUGAUAAUGUACGUCUCCGGCGGUUUCGGCAUACCGCUCAUCGUCUAUGGGUAUCUACCAGUGUUUUUCGAGAUGAAGGUCAUAAGCAUCUACGAGUAUCUGGAGAAACGAUUCGGGUUGCAUCUGCGACUGAUGGUGAGCGCUGCCAAUUUUACUGAAACAUUACUACUAGCCGGAGUAAUGUUGUACGCUCCUUCGUUAGCUCUCGAAGCUACCACAGGCCUAUCCAGUACUAUGAGCAUUUUGGUGAUCGCUAUAAUCUGCACCUUCUACUCAACGAUAGGCGGCAUCAAAGCCGUUCUGGUCACCGAUAUUUUCCAAGGCUUUCAUAUGGCCAUUACCCUCUGUACUAUAAUCGGCAUCGCUGCUAACAAUGUUGAUGGUGGACUCGCUAAUAUUUGGCAUAUCGCACAAGAAGGAGGCCGUCUCGAUUUUACUGACUGGAGUUUCGAUCCAACUGUGCGAUACACAUGGUGGAAUCUUUUGAUUGGCGGGAUGGCAAUAGGCCUGUCCUUUUUCGCAGUAAAUCAGGUGCAGGUUCAACGUUUAAUGGCCGUUAGGGACGUGAAGGUGGCCGGGCGCGCUAUGGCGUUGAGUGGUCCUUUUGUCAUACUAUUGGGCGGUCUAACGUGCUUCGCCGGAUUGUCGCUUUACGCGGUCUACAGAGACUGUGACCCGGUGGCGUCUGGGAAAAUCUCAACAUACGACAAGAUAGUGACACACUUCACAGCGGAGAGAAUGGCUCCCGGAGUGAUCGGUCUGAUAGUAUCCGGCAUCUUCAGCGCCAGCCUAAGCACGAUCUCCGCGAUGAUGAACUCGUUGGCCGCGGUAGCGCUGGAGGAUUACGUGAAACCGUUGCAUCGGAAAUUAGGAGUGGACUUUAGUGAAAAGAAGGCCAUCUUCACGGCUAAGAGUCUCACCUUCUUGAAUGGUGUGCUAUGCCUGCUGUUAGCUCUACUGGCGAGGACGAUGGGUGGGUUGGUCGUCGUCGCUUUGAGUUUCGCCGGAGCAAUCGGCGGCCCGAUUCUGGGCAUUUUCACACUUGGGAUGUUCAGCGAGACUGCUAACGAACCGGGAACUUGUAUCGGCCUAAUUACCGCCUUGUGUAUCUGCUUGUGGGCGGUUUUCGGCCAGCCGAAGCCACCUGCGCCGAAGCUACCGGUUUCGAUUGAAGGUUGCAUGAACACCACGGAGUUGAUGAUCGCUCAACAGACAAUGUUUAACAACACAUUAUCGGAGAAGUCGUCAUACUUCUACUUGUAUCGCAUUUCCCAUAUGUGGUAUAAUCCCAUGGGAUUGAUGAUCACUAUAGUAGUUGGAUAUAUAGCGAGCAAUAUAAUACGGCUUAUUCGACCCGGAAAUAAUAUCGAGCACGAUCCAAGUUUGUUCGUGCCAUGUCUGGCUGCCAGGAUCAGACGGCGACGCCAGGACGAGGAGAAAACCACCGGCAGUCAACUGUUCGUCCUGGAACCGAGCCAUAUUAGAUGAGGAGCUUGUAAUUAGAUAAAAUGCAAUUAUUCAAAAGCAGGUACGUAUUACUUCUUCAAAUCGGACGACUCGAUCUAUAAAAUAUCGAUUCAACGUUCGACAUUGUAAAGGCAACUGACUGACUAUUAUUUUAUGCACUCUUGGCUUUUUAUUACAGAAUUAUUGUAAUUACUUGAAUGUUUUUUUAUAUCGUAUAUCAGUAUAUUGUCUGACAUACUAUUUCUAUAGUAAUUAAGUAUAUACUAUAGCAUAUUACUGCAGCUUUAUGGAGUAAUUUAAAUAUAGUUAAAUAUAUAUGUACAAUUUAAGUACAGUCUCAGCUAUACAAAAAU
Messenger RNA from Odontomachus brunneus, 2278 nucleotides. RefSeq names its product putative sodium-dependent multivitamin transporter. NCBI's taxonomy places the organism in Eukaryota, Metazoa, Arthropoda, Insecta, Hymenoptera, Formicidae. The transcript has 7 exons. The record is from RefSeq and is a predicted model, not a curated record. Gene Ontology annotation, molecular function: symporter activity. Gene Ontology annotation, biological process: sodium ion transport; transmembrane transport. Gene Ontology annotation, cellular component: membrane. Bases 195 to 1946 code for a protein of 583 amino acids.